Symbiodinium sp. CCMP2456 is the source of this 717-nucleotide messenger RNA. The record is from the annotation of a GenBank genome assembly. NCBI's taxonomy places the organism in Eukaryota, Dinophyceae, Suessiales, Symbiodiniaceae.
AUGCUGCGCGUCACGCUGCUCUCAGGGGAGGAGGUGACGAGCCUUCCUCUCACAGAGCUGAGCGACGUGAAGGCCUUGAAGCAGCGACUGCAUCAGCAACACGGCCUGCCGCCACGCUUCAGGCAAAGGCUUCUUCAUGAGGACAGCACUUUGGGUGAUGACGUCCAGUUGGAUUCCGCGAUGGAUCUGCAGCUCUUGAUAGUGGACUUCGACAAGGGUGCCGAGGUCGUGCGGCUAGAUCUCUACGACGCAGCAGGCUUGGGCAACCUGACACAGGUCGAAAGGAUGCUGCAGCUCCCGAUGGACCCGGAUAUUUAUGAAGACGAGUUUGUCCAGGGGCAGAUUUCAAUCUUGAGUCAUGCCUCAGAGAACGGCCAAGCGGAUGUCGUGCAGUUGCUUCUCGAAGCUGGGGCUGAUAAGAAUUUGUGUGACAUGCAUGGCUGUAGCCCAUUGCUUAAUGCAGCAAAAAUCGGGCACACUCCAGUCGUGCGAUUGCUUUUGGAAGCCGGUGCCCUGGUAGAUUUGCCGAACAGCGGCGGACGCACGGCCUUGAUGUGUGCAGCCAGCGAGGGUCAUCAGGCAGUCCUCCAGCUGCUGUUGGAGGCCGGUGCUCACAAGGAUGCUCGUGACAAUCGGGGCAACACAGCGCUGAUCUAUUCGGCAAUGGGUGGUCAUGCCCGAGUCGCAGAGUUGCUGCUGGAGGCCGGCGCUGACAAG